GUUGGCCCAGUUAAAUUUCCCUGACACAGAUGUCAAACGGUCUUGUUUGCAAAGCCUAGUGUUUAAGUGUGGAUCUGCUAGGCUUCUCUUCUCCUAUCUGACUGCUCUGCUCUGCUCUGCUCUACUGGGCUAGAAUCACCGAUGAAGGUAUCUACUGUCUGGGUCUGGGGCACUGUUAAAGCUGAUGAAGAAGCCUACUAGAACCCUGUGUUGCCAGAACCCAACCCAGAGACAAGAGAAGAGGGUUGAGAUGCGUCCUGUUUGUGCUCAGCUCCUCUUCGCUGCCAUCUUGUGGUCAAUGCCUUACACUGGAGCUGCUGCUGUGCGGAGCCUAUCCAAAUCCAACCGGACUAACCAUCUCCACCUAACUAGACCUGGUUUCGAGUCAGACCCUGACUCUGACUGGAGUAAUCUGAAUCUUACCAGCAUCAGCGUGCCUCGUAUCCGAAGGAGGCGAGCCAUCUCCUCCAGAGAAAUUAAUUCCUUGUUGGAUUAUCACAACCUUGUCCGCUCCCAGGUCUUCCCUCAGGCUGCCAAUAUGGAGAUCAUGGUGUGGGAUGAGCAACUGGCUAAAUCAGCAGAUUCCUGGGCUUCCCGCUGCAUAUGGGAUCAUGGACCCUCACAGACCAUGAGAUAUAUGGGCCAAAACCUGUCCAUCAACUCUGGCAGAUACUGGUCAAUCAUUGAGCUGGUAAGGUCCUGGCAAGAUGAGAAAAACUCCUUCUCCUAUCCCAACACAUGCAGUGGACCAGUUUGUUCCCACUAUACACAGAUGGUCUGGGCCAAUACCAAUAAGAUGGGAUGUGCCAUCAACAAAUGCUCAAACAUGAAUGUGUACGGGAGCUCUUGGAGGACAGCAGUGUUCCUGGUUUGCAACUACUCUAUCAAGGGGAACUGGGUUGGAGAGGCUCCCUAUAAGAGUGGCAAACCGUGCUCUGCCUGUCCAUCAAAAUAUGGAGGUUCAUGUAACAGAAAGCAGUGUUCCUUCAGUGGUUCAAAAGCCAAAGCCAAGAAAAGAAAAAGGUAUUAG
Molecule: messenger RNA, 1030 nt
Organism: Oncorhynchus masou masou (cherry salmon)
Lineage: Eukaryota; Metazoa; Chordata; Actinopteri; Salmoniformes; Salmonidae
Product: peptidase inhibitor R3HDML-like
Exons: 6
Coding region: 185-1030 (281 amino acids)
Source: RefSeq, a predicted model, not a curated record